AUGUGGAGUCCAGGAGUGCCGGCAUAUGAUGCAACCAGCAAACAAAUGUUCAACAUGCGAGCUGCACUUAUGUGGACAAUCUCCGAUCUUCCUGGCUAUAGUAAUUUAUCUGGCUGGAAUGUGAAAACUGAAUAUGGUUGCCCGUGUUGUUGUCUCGACACCCACUCGAAAUAUUUGAAAUAUGGCAAAAAAUAUUGUUUUAGGGGUCAUCGUAGAUUCUUGGAUGAAAAUCACAAGUUUAGAGAUGAUUCAAUAUCAUUUGAUGGCAAUGUAGAAUAUGGCUAUAAGCCCACUCGAGCCUAUGGAAAUGAUUUGAUUAGUGAGUUGAAUGAUGUUAUCACUGUAUAUGGUAAGAGAAUAUCUUUACCAUUGAAAAAAAAGAAGCUCGAUGGCACCUCAAGACAACAUAAUUGGAAAAAGAAAAGUAUUCUCUUCGAGCUACCUUAUUGGAAAGACAAUUUGAUUCGUCACAACCUUGAUAUAAUGCACAUUGAGAAGAAUGUUUGUGAUAAUAUUAUGUGGACGGUUUUGGGCAUCAAAGGAAAAUCAAAAGAUAAUUUGAAUGCUCGUCUAGAUCUUCAAGAUUUGGAAAUCAUAAAUGCGCUUCAUCCACAACUACAUGGCAAUGGGAAGGCUUAUUUGCCUUCUGCAAGCAAUAACUUUAGGCAAUUGUACUCCAAAGUAAGUCGUGCGAGUGAUUUCGAAGCACUAGAGCAGAGCAUAGCAUUAACUCUUUGCCACCUGGAAAGAAUUUUUCCUCCGGCAUUUUUUGAUUUGAUGGAGCAUCUACCGAUUCAUCUAGCUGAGGAAGCUAAGUUGGUUGGACCAGUUCAAUAUCGCUCGAUGUUUCCCAUUGAGAGGUACUUAUGUACACUUAAGAACUAUGUCCGCACAAGAAGUCGCCCAGAAGGCUCGAUUGCCGAAGGAUGCUUAGUUGAAGAAUGUAUGAACUUUUGCUCUCGGUACUUGGGUGAUGUAGAGUCAAUAGGUGAUCGUUCUAGGAGAAAUUAUGAAGGUUUUGAGAAUAUUUGCAAAGAGAAGGUUUCAACAUUAGAGAAAAGUGACAGAAAUGUAAGUCAACUUACAGAUGAAGUGAGAUGCUUAGCAAGAGGUCCUGAUAGAUGGGCAAAAAUAUAUUCUGGUUACGUGAUAAAUGGCUUUAGUUGGGUUGACAAUAAUGCAGGGGUUAGAGAGGAUGAGUUUAAGUUUACCUUAGUAAAUUUCAACCAUUUGUUAUAUAAGCAUAAUCGAAUUUCGGAUGAACCUUUUGUCUUAGCUUCUCAAGCCCAACAGGUAUGGUAUGCGCAAGAUCCGAUUGACAUAAAUUGGCAUGUUGUUGUUAAGACAAUACCGCGUGACUUAAUUGAUAUGAGGUCAAAUGACCUCAUGGGAGAUAUUAUGGAGAAUGAGGAGUCUGGUCUUCUCAAUGGGCAGUCGUUGAAUAAUUCUACUACCGAUUGUGAUGAACGUGAGACAUGGGUGAGGACUGAUGUGGAAGGAAGUAUAGUUCUUACAUCUGAAAUUCAGGAAUUUGAAAUAAAUAGGAUGAACCAUCAAGAUGACUUGGGUGAUGAAGAUGAAUAUGAGAAUGACAAUGAGGAAGACUUAUACUACAGCGAUGACGAGGAAACUAACCUUGAUGCAGCUCAAGCUACUGGAUUUAGGCUCUAA
This is a messenger RNA of Erythranthe guttata (spotted monkey flower), 1671 nucleotides long. The record is from RefSeq and is a predicted model, not a curated record. Lineage: Eukaryota; Viridiplantae; Streptophyta; Magnoliopsida; Lamiales; Phrymaceae.